AUUCAAAACAUUGUCUGUUAAAAUUAAUUUUUAUAAAUAUAUUUCUCCUGCACAAUAUUAUUGACUCGAAUUGUGCAGUCGUUGACGAAAUUGAUAAAAAUUUAGAAAUGGAUCGCAGAGUUGGUGCCGCUAUGGCCAAACUUUAUGCCACUGAUUUUGAAGUCUUUGGUAAGGUACAAGGUGUUUUCUUCAGGAAGCACACAGAGGCUCAGGCUAAAAAACUUGGUCUACAUGGUUGGUGCAUGAACACUACUACUGGUACAGUCAAGGGUGAAAUUGAAGGACCGUUGGAAAAAAUCAAUCAAAUGAAAACUUGGUUGCGUGAAACUGGUAGCCCUAAGUCACGUAUUGACAAGGCUAACUUCUCCGAAGCCAAGGAAAUACCACAGUAUUCUCACAAAUCAUUUGUCAUUCGUCGCUGAUUGCAUCCAUUGCAUCCCCCUCAAAUCAUUUGUCAUGUCACUGAUUGCGCUGCAUCAGUUAAAAAUUUCUAUUUUGUUCCAGAGUAUUUGAGUUUAAUAAAAUUGAUGUUUAAAGAUAAUUUUAA
Teleopsis dalmanni is the source of this 547-nucleotide messenger RNA. Its product is annotated as acylphosphatase-2-like. NCBI's taxonomy places the organism in Eukaryota, Metazoa, Arthropoda, Insecta, Diptera, Diopsidae. The coding region runs from base 108 to 422 and encodes 104 amino acids. The transcript has 4 exons. Gene Ontology annotation, molecular function: acylphosphatase activity. The record is from RefSeq and is a predicted model, not a curated record.